AUGGAGAAACUGAGACCAGCGUGGGCCGUUAAGGCGAUCAUCGUGAUCGUUUUCACUUCGAUCCUCUUCCGAUGCGUCUGCGGCGAGAAUCACACCGUCGGUGGAGCUUCCGGCUGGGAUCUCCGUUCCAAUAUCCAAGCCUGGUCUUCUACGACAACGUUUAACAUCGGUGACGAUCUCGUAUUCUCAUACACACCGGUGCACGACGUGGUGGAAGUGAACCAACUAGGUUACAACACGUGUACGAUAGCGAACGCGCUUGCCACAUACGACAACGGAGAAACCGUGAUCCACCUGAGCGACGCGAAAACGCGCUACUUUGUAUGCGGCCGAAUGCGCCAUUGCCAACAGGGCCUUAAACUCCAGGUCCAAAUUCUAGCCCAGUCCAAUAACGGAACCAGCGAUGAUCAAAACCAAAGCCCCGGCGCCGGCACCGGCACCGUCGGUUCUCCUCCGUCUCCUUCUCCUCCUCCGCCUCCGCCUCCGCCUCCGCCUCCGCCUCCGCCCCCGGUUUCUCCGCCGCCUCAUGGUGAUGAACAGCCACCUGCAGACGAGCCCGUACCGUGCGAUUGUAAUCGUGCGGAGGAGCGCCAUGGGGUGGUGCCGUUGAUUACACUCGUAAUCGUGGUCGCGUUGGCUCAUGCUCCUUUCUUCAUCGCAUUUCCACAUCUCCGUUUUCAUCUCAUGCGUUGA
This is a messenger RNA of Glycine soja, 693 nucleotides long. Its product is annotated as uclacyanin-3-like. The record is from RefSeq and is a predicted model, not a curated record. Gene Ontology annotation, cellular component: plasma membrane. Bases 1 to 693 code for a protein of 230 amino acids. Lineage: Eukaryota; Viridiplantae; Streptophyta; Magnoliopsida; Fabales; Fabaceae. Gene Ontology annotation, molecular function: electron transfer activity. The transcript has 2 exons.